UGAGGUUAAAGUGCGGAAAUCGUCUUAAAAGUGGGAAAAUCUUAACAUUUUCGGCCUUUUUCGUGCGCGUUAAGAACGUUUUUGGUGGCACACGAUGGCGGACGAGGGAAACGAGGACAGCUGGUUGUACGGGAAUUCGCAGCAGGAUGGUUCGGCGGGAGAAACUGGAGCCGGUCGCGGCGCGGGCAAAAACCCGCUUUGGGAUGUGGAGAACGAAGAGUCCUCGUCCAACACCACCCGAGAGGCAACGGCGGGUGAACUCGGAAAUGGUCGGCGACGUGGAUCCAAGGAAGCCGGAGCGGAACUCGAUGAUGAUGACGAGAACGAUCUAGCUAGCCAUGAGCAGCAGUGCGAUGAUAAUGCGAUGGAUUCGAGCGAUCUGCGGCCGCACCGAGAGGCGGCGCACGACGAUGGUGGACUGCUGGAGGAUUCACAGAUGAUGGAGGAAAGUAGCGCCAUGGAGGAGGUCGAUGGCAUGGAGGGUGAGCAGGCGGAAAAGGAGAAGGACCAAGUACUGUCGAUGGACGAUGGCGAACAGGACGAUCGGAUGGGCACGGAGACUGCGGAUGCGACAGAGAAGAAGAGCGGUACGGACGGUGCCGGGGAGGACAAAGGCAAGGGAAUGCUGAGCGAUAUGGAGAGCGACAUCGAUAGCGACGAGGACGAUGAUAUUAACGUCGUGAUCGGUGAUAUCAAGUCCGGACCAAGCUACAACAUCAUUAAACAACGCGGUCCCAUCAUGCCGAAUCAGGCAGCCACGAAUGCGGCCGGCGCCACGGACAAGGCGAAGCAACCGGCCGGCAAGUUCAAUAUCGAGGAAUUCGAAAGCGUUGGCGCGAUCAAUGGAGUGCCGGCUCACGAGUACAGUAUCGAUUCCUUGGAUGAGAAGCCGUGGCGUAAACCGGGUGCGGACAUUACCGAUUACUUCAACUAUGGCUUCAACGAGGAAACGUGGCGGGCCUAUUGUGAGCGGCAGAAGCGUAUGCGGCAGCACGAGAGCGGCGUGGGAAUGGCGGGACUGACCAUCAACAAUCCACAAGCGGCCCAACCCAUGAACAUGGGCAUGAUGCGCGAUAUGAGACGAUCCGGUGGACCCAUGGGUGGUGGUGGUGGCGGCGGUGGUCCAAUGGGACCGCGGAAAAUGAACGGACCGAUCGAAGUCAUCGGUGGUGGUCCCGGUGGACCGAUGGGUAGUGGCCCUAUGGGUGGCGGUGGUCGACGCGAUGAUAUGAUGGGAAUGCCCAGCCAGCCGAAGGAAAACGUCAUUCAGGUGAUGACAGCGGAUCGGCGCGAGUACAGUCGGACGGUCGUCAGCAACAAGUUCGAUCCCCAGGGCAUGGGUGGUCCACCCGGAUUUGUUGGAGGACCACCAGAUUUCUAUCAUCCCGAGCCUGACUACUCCGAUUACUACGAUCCGAUGCAGGAAGGUCAGUGGGGCAAUGAUAAUGGCAACUGGCAACCAUCGGGCAUCAAGACGCUCACACCUGGACCUCCGAUGAUGCCACCGAACAUGGGAAUGCCGCUACCUCAGCACAUGGAUAUGAUGAGUGGAGGUGGCGGUGCCGGAGGAGGACCGGAACGGAUGGUAAUGCCACCACCGCAGCAGAUGCAACAGGGCAUGGUAGGAGGUCCCGGUAUGGGUCCUGGUGGCGGUGGUGGCGGACGAUUACAUCCUCCUGGAAUGCCGCCCGGUCGCGGUGGUGAUAUGCGUAAUCCCAACGAUCGCAAACGUGGUGAUCCACGCGGUGAUCCUCGCGGUGAUCCGCGAGAGCAGCGCGAUCGAGACCGUGAACGUGAACGACGCGAUCGAGAGCGCGAUCGGGAGCGUGAACGAGAGCGUGAGCGUGAUCGAGACCGCGAACGGGAACGUAAGGAUCGCGAGAGGGGAGAACAUCGACCAGAUCGAGAUGCGGCGGGGACUAUCGUACCGAAGGAAGAGCCCGGUGUGGAUCCGGUCCCAGUCGUAGCCAGUGGAGGUAUUGCGACAGGAGGAGGUGCUGGUAGCGCGGUAGGAGCAGGUACGACGGGUGCACCCACUGUUCCUUCGAGCGGCAGCACCAGUAACAGUGGUUCUUCGAGGGAUGACAAAGACAAGCGAUCCACAAAGUCCUCCGAUCGUCACAAAGACCGUUCUAGCCACCGGGAACGGUCGCGAAGUCGCGAGAGGUCCAAAUCCCGCCGAUCGGAUCGCAGUCGUGAGCGAGAGCAACGCCACAGUCGCGAUAAGAAGAAAUCGCACCGGAAGGACAAGGAAGAUGGUGAAUGAAGAGAUCUCCGGUUGCUAAGUGUGCUAUGGCGGCGGUUUAGCCUGGCAACGGACUCACCGUCCUGGGAGAAUACAAAUGAUGCUGCAGCAAUGAUGCAGCUAGCGUGUAAGCCGUAUAAUGUGUCACUAGAAUGUAAAUAAAAGAAAACGUAUCUGUACUGUUUCACGCGAGGGAAACAGAUUCCAAUCUGCGGCAUGCCACUCUGUUCUCUUCACUAAAGCGAAGGUCAGUACAAAUUUCAGGAGUUUUGAGCUACGCUUGCUUGAUACAUCAUUCAAAAAUGUUUCAAAGAGAUUCAAAAUA
This is a messenger RNA of Anopheles darlingi, 2570 nucleotides long. RefSeq names its product pre-mRNA 3'-end-processing factor FIP1 (gene Fip1). The transcript has 2 exons. The record is from RefSeq and is a predicted model, not a curated record. Lineage: Eukaryota; Metazoa; Arthropoda; Insecta; Diptera; Culicidae. Gene Ontology annotation, cellular component: mRNA cleavage and polyadenylation specificity factor complex. Gene Ontology annotation, molecular function: RNA binding. The coding region runs from base 95 to 2266 and encodes 723 amino acids.